ACGAUUCUCGAGCUCGCGCUAGGCUCAUGGAGUAACUGGCCGUCCAGGCUCCGAAGUUGUGUGCUAUCAUUGCUGUUGUACGUGUAUAUAUGUGUGGUUCGGCGCAAUCAAAACCGUUGCAAUCAAGCAUGCAGACGGUGUCUCCCACUUCAAGCUUGCCACUUUUGGGUUCUUGCCACCUAAUUUAGCAAAUUGGAACCAAUUCCUCCUCUGAGCUGUUCACCCUGUACAAGGCACGCAUACCCGUUGGUAAACACAAGGAUAAUGUCAGAUACUGAGAAGAGAUUAGAAGCACUACACCCAAACUCGCUUUCCGAAGACUCUACAGAGUCAAACGUUCGUUAUGCGGCUUACGCAAACCGGUUAAGAACCAUUCUGCUGGCUUCUCACCGUUACGUUGCCUAUACAAGCGACAUUGGUGAGUCCUUUAGACCUGCUGUCCACCCGACUUGGGUCAAGGCCUGCUAUGGUAUCUCGUGGACAUAUGUCUUGGGAGAUGUUACCUACGAGGCGUGGAAGGCGAAGCUACGCCAGCAAGGCCAGUAUCUUCCACACCUUAAGCCCUGGGACCCAUUGCCUGCCGUGGACCCACAGGCAAAGGCAUUAGCGCAAAAUGAGUUGGACUGGAGGCUCGUUGGUCUGAAGAGAGGUUUGUUCCAGAGUAUCGCGUCCAUGGGGUUGCCAGCCUUCACUAUCCAUACUGCAGUGAGAUACGCCACUAAAUAUGCCGAUAAGAACAUUAAGAAUGCAUUGCUGAGACAAUGGGGACCGAUUGGAUUGGGCUUAGGUAUAGUCCCAGCGUUGCCAUACCUCUUUGACAAGCCUGUUGAGCACAUCUUGGACUAUACCUUUGGCGAGAUUCAAAAGUACAACAGCAAGUCAAAACUAGAGUAGCCUAAAGUAUACAAGCAGAAUGAAAACAUU
Molecule: messenger RNA, 924 nt
Organism: Williopsis jadinii
Lineage: Eukaryota; Fungi; Ascomycota; Saccharomycetes; Phaffomycetales; Wickerhamomycetaceae
Product: mitochondrial fission process 1 family protein
Exons: 1
Coding region: 265-894 (209 amino acids)
Biological process (GO): mitochondrial fission
Cellular component (GO): mitochondrion
Source: RefSeq, a predicted model, not a curated record